AUGUCUGGACAGAUUAACAUCUCUGCUCCUGUAAAAACUUACAUCAGCAAUAGACACUGUCUACAAAUACAUCCCCUGCCCCCUCCAAUAGUUGGACAUCUCACUGGACUGACCUGCCCAGAAUGCCCAAUCAACUACACUAGUCAACUGCGAUACCAUCCCCCACGCUUUCCAAACCCGGCAAAAAUCAACUGGCAGUGUCACAAGCCCAACUCUCACCACAGGAAUGGAAAGGGUUAUAUUAGAACCUCGGGUGCUUAUUUGAAGGCUUGGAAUAGUCGCUUAUUUGAACGCUUGGAAUAG
Puccinia graminis f. sp. tritici CRL 75-36-700-3 is the source of this 303-nucleotide messenger RNA. RefSeq lists its product as uncharacterized. The coding region runs from base 1 to 303 and encodes 100 amino acids. The transcript is spliced from 2 exons. The record is from RefSeq and is a predicted model, not a curated record. Lineage: Eukaryota; Fungi; Basidiomycota; Pucciniomycetes; Pucciniales; Pucciniaceae.